CAAAUUAAAAGAAAAAAGGAGAGAGAAACCAUGGCUUUUUUGGAUUCUAAAGAGACUCGUUCUAAUGAAGAGCAAGAGGAUUCAUAUGCUCUUUUGGCCAUGCUUCAGUGUUGUAGCCAAAUCUACUGUGCAGUUCUCAAAGCUUCGCUUGAGCUUGACUUGUUUGAGAUCAUAGCUAAGGAAGGAGGACGACACGUUUCAGCUUCAGAAGUUGUCUCAAAGCUUCCAAGUUCAUCUCAGCACAAAGACUUGGCUUUGAGGAUCGAUCGUCUCUUGAGACUUCUUGCAAGUCACUCUCUUCUGAAUUGUUUAGUUCGUGAGAAGGAGGAUGGUGGCAUCGAGAGACUCUAUGCGAUUUCUCCUGUAGGAAAGUACUUUGUUAGUCAUGGGGACGAUGAUAGUGGAUUCUUGACUCUCUCAUUCAUUUGUCACAAGGCACUUAUGGAUGCUUGGAUGAAUUUUAAAGUGGCAAUUGUAGAGGAAGACAAUGACUUAUUCAAGAAAGUCCAUGGAAUGCCAAUGUACCGAUACGCUGAGAUAGAUCCAACAUGGAACAACAUUUUCAACAAAGCAAUGGCCAACCGUUGCAACAUAGAGAUGAGAAGAAUAUUAGAGAUAUACAAAGGAUUUGGGGGAAUAUCAACACUUGUUGAUGUUGGUGGUGGAACUGGCCAAAACCUCAAAAUGAUUGUCUCAAAGUAUCCUUCAAUCAAGGCCAUCAAUUUUGAUUUGCCCAAUGUUAUUCAAAAUGCACCACUUCAUCCAAGGAUCGAGCAUGUUGAAGGGGAUAUGUUUGAAAACGUUCCGAAAGGUGAUGCCAUUAUGUUGAAGAUAUUAUAAAUGACCCUAUGUCUCCUACUAAUCUUUGAGGGGCAUUAUUGCUUUUUGGAUAAUGGAAGCACACUUUGAUCAUUUCUUUUGAGGAGAUAGCUCAAGCCAUGAUAGAGGGAAAGCACAGAGGCAUAUGAAUUUUAAUUCCUAAACAUAUGCCAACUAGGGAUGCAUAUUCUUCCAAUUUACUUGCUCUGAUGUUUUAUUAUGUAUAUUUAAAAAUUGAUAUUGCCAAUUAGGGGUGCAUAUUCUUUUGAUUUACUUGUAGUAAUGGCUAUUGUUGUUGAAAAUUAUAUUUUGGGCUCUAACUUGUAUGUACUUUAUGUGUGAGCAUUUGGAAAAAACCAAAAUACUAGUGCAAGCAAGGAAAAAGCUUA
Prosopis cineraria is the source of this 1208-nucleotide messenger RNA. RefSeq names its product isoliquiritigenin 2'-O-methyltransferase-like. Lineage: Eukaryota; Viridiplantae; Streptophyta; Magnoliopsida; Fabales; Fabaceae. Bases 31 to 840 code for a protein of 269 amino acids. Gene Ontology annotation, molecular function: protein dimerization activity; S-adenosylmethionine-dependent methyltransferase activity; O-methyltransferase activity. The transcript has 5 exons. The record is from RefSeq and is a predicted model, not a curated record. Gene Ontology annotation, biological process: methylation.